Molecule: messenger RNA, 2076 nt
Organism: Pistacia vera
Lineage: Eukaryota; Viridiplantae; Streptophyta; Magnoliopsida; Sapindales; Anacardiaceae
Product: L-type lectin-domain containing receptor kinase IX.1-like
Exons: 1
Coding region: 1-2076 (691 amino acids)
Biological process (GO): protein phosphorylation
Cellular component (GO): plasma membrane
Molecular function (GO): ATP binding; protein kinase activity; carbohydrate binding
Source: RefSeq, a predicted model, not a curated record
AUGGCCAUCAGCUGCAGCACUAACCAGCCUCUUCUUCUCCAUUUCAUCAUCAUCACUAUACUGUUCUCUCUUAUGAUCCCAUUCGGAAGUUCAUUAAACUUCAACUUUUCCAGCUUCAGUAAUGACGGUAAAAUGAAAUAUGAGAGACCUGCUUACCCUGACGAAAACGGUACCAUCCAACUAGUCUCAACAAUUGUAACGGCUGGUCGUGCCACUUAUAAUAAAACCCUGCCGCUUUGGGACAAAACGACGAGAAAACUCACAGAUUUCACCACCCAUUUCUCUUUUGUUAUUGAUUCUGAAAAGAAUCCUUCAUACGGAGAUGGAUUGGCGUUCUUCCUUGCGCCUGCAGGUUCGGAAAUUCCUACCUCUAGAGGUGGAGGCUCUUUCGGUCUUACAAAAGAUGACGAGCCUCUAGAUUCCACAUCCAAUCCGUUUGUUGCAGUGGAAUUCGACAUCUACCACAAUGAUUGGGAUCCGAGUCCGCCAAGUGAUCAUGUAGGCAUUGAUAACAGCUCUAUGAGAUCAAACACCACUGUUACGUGGUGGAGUAACAUCAAGGAUGGACUGAGAAACGAAGCAUGGAUCACUUAUAAUUCUAGUACACAAAAUCUGAGUGUUGCCUUCACUGGCUUUAGAAAUAACGUUACAGUGAUGCAGUACCUCGAUUAUAAAAUAGAUUUGACGGUAUUACCUGAGUUGGUCACUUUUGGCUUCUCAGCAGCAACAGGAAGCGAAAAAGCAAAAUAUAGCAUUCACUCUUGGGAAUUUAAUUCAAGCUUAGAAGCUGCAAAUCCACUACGACCAAGUGAUAACUCGACUAGAGUAGGACUCGCAGUGGGAUUGAGUAUUGGUGGAGCUUUUUUGGUUGGAGGGUUGCUUUUGGUUUGGCUUGCUGUCAUACGUAGGAAGAGACACGGCGACGAUGAUGAAGAUAAACAUGGGUUCAGCGAGUAUAUGGAUGAUGAAAUUGAAAAGGGAACCGGACCCCAGAGGUUUUCAUACAAGGAAUUGGCCGGCGCAACAAAUAAUUUCAACGAUGAACACAAGUUAGGUGAAGGAGGCUUUGGCGGUGUUUAUAAAGGAGUUUUGAGGGUAUCAAAUUCUUAUAUUGCAGUUAAGAGGGUUUCAAAAGGGUCUAAACAAGGGGUAAAGGAGUAUGCGUCAGAAGUGAAAAUUAUUAGUAGAUUGAGGCAUAGGAAUUUGGUGCAACUUCUGGGUUGGUGCCAUGAAAAGAAGGAACUCCUUCUUGUUUAUGAAUUCAUGCCUAAUGGCAGCUUAGACUCCCAUCUUUUCAAAGAAAACAGCUUAUUGACAUGGGAGAUGCGGUACAAAAUCGCUCAGGACUUGGCCUCAGGAUUGCUAUAUUUGCAUGAAGAAUGGGAACAAUGUGUUGUCCACCGAGAUAUUAAAUCAAGCAACGUUAUGUUGGACUCAAAUUUCAAUGCUAAGAUUGGAGAUUUCGGAUUAGCUAGGCUUGUGGAACACUCAAAAGGGUCACAAACCACAGUUUUGGCAGGAACAAUGGGCUACAUGGCUCCUGAAUGUGUUAUAACAGGCAAGGCUAGCAAAGAAUCAGAUGUAUUCAGUUUCGGAGUUGUUGCUUUGGAAUUAGCUUGUGGGAGGAAACCAAUAAACCCUAUGGAAAAAGAAGGUCAAGUCUAUAUGGUGCAGUGGGUUUGGGAACUGUAUGGAAAUGGAAAACUUCUUGAAGCUGCAGAUCCAAGACUAAGUGAAUAUUUUGAUGAGCAACAGAUGCAAGUGUUGAUGAUAGUUGGGCUGUGGUGUGCUCACCCAGAUGAAAAUCUCAGGCCUUCAAUAAGGCAAGCCAUUCCUGUGCUUAAAUCUGAAGCUCCAUUGCCGGUUCUUCCACCAAAGAUGCCUGUGCCAACGUAUUUAGCACCUUCAGGAAAUAUGCCCAUAUCUGUACUUUCGAUUUCGUAUGAGGCGAAUUAUUCAGAAGGUGGUCAAAACCUUAACCAAUCUUCAAUCUCUAAUUACAGCACAAAUUCCUCACAGUUGACAUCAUCUUCUGGUGCUUCUUCAGCCGCAGCGCUUUUGAAAAAUACGUAUUAA